AUGGAUUUGGUUGCUGGUGUACGCAAAGAAGGCAGCCGCGGCGGCCGCAAUGAGUUCAAAUGGUCCGACGUCCAAAGUUCCGUUCAUCGCGAGAACUACCUAGGUCACUCAGUGAUGGCCCCAGUCGGCAGAUGGCAACAAAAGCGUGACCUUGCCUGGUAUGCCAAGGGAGACGAAGACGAGCAAGAACGAAUUCGCAAAGAGCGAGAGGAACUUCAACGUGUCAAGGAGGCUGAGGAGGAAGCAAUGGCCAUCGCUCUGGGCCUCCCGGUGCCCGCAAAAGCAUCUGAAAACGCCAAUAUGGUUCCCUUAGGGGGCCCCAGUAGUACCGAUAUCGCGCCAAAAGAAGAAGAGAUGCCGGAUGCUGCAAUCAGGGAGAAGGACCACCGCUCGAGUCACCGACGCAGACACAUAAUGAGGACCGAGAGCGCCAUCAUCGCAGCCAUCGUCACAGGUCACGAUCCCGCGGCCGAGACCACCACAGACGGCGCUCAGUCUCGCGUUCUAGGAGUCGACCUAGCCGCAAGGAUGAGGAACACCAGAAACGACGACGGAUGGAGCGCAGCUACUCGCCGGCUGAGCGCCGGCGGCACCCCGAACGCAGACGAGACCGAGAUGAUUAUGAUCGCCGCCGUUGAGCUACAAACCGGGGGUAUGAAUUGCUACAUUAGCUUGGCGUUGGAGGAAUUGAUUCAAAUGUCGGAUAAAUGA
Penicillium griseofulvum is the source of this 711-nucleotide messenger RNA. RefSeq names its product MMtag domain-containing protein. NCBI's taxonomy places the organism in Eukaryota, Fungi, Ascomycota, Eurotiomycetes, Eurotiales, Aspergillaceae. The transcript has 3 exons. Bases 1 to 711 code for a protein of 236 amino acids. The record is from RefSeq and is a predicted model, not a curated record.